ACAAACGACUUUCGUACAACGAACACUCCCGGGUCACAUGAUCAUAAAGGUUUUUAUUUCUGCACGCAUGCGCGAGGGUUGUCCACUGGCUCUGACACUAAGCGUCGAAAAUGGCGGAAUCUUUGAGACGGCUUGUGAACAUCGAAACAUUUUCUGUUCUGCAGGAGAAACUUGAAAAAUGGCAGAGCGACUACUAUGUGAACACAUGUGACCAGAACACGGCCCGCUGCUGCGAGAUCAUCGAGCUCAAUGCCAAAGUUCAAGGUCAACUGUUCAAGCUGCUCAGCCUGUGUGCACAGGAAGGUGGUAUGUACGGUGGUGCCAACAUCAUCAAGUCCCGCCUCCUGCCAUGGCUGGGCCAGAACUUCUUCACCUCCGGCGGAGCGGUCACCGCAGACACCAGUCUCAGCGUGCUGGCCGAGGCCGCCGCCAAGGACAGGGAACUCUCCGACCUGCAGGAGAUGUACGAGAAGUCGCUGGACGACCUUGACAUUGAGCUGCAGAGUGCGCGCAACGAGAACCAGGAUCUCAAGGAUGAACUCCAGGAGACGAAGCUUGAGCUGGACCGCAGCGUGCGCGCCUCGAGCAGUGACAAGAUGUUCACAGAGCUGGAGGUCAACGACCUGAAGCGCAAAUUGGCUUCCGCUGAAGACGAGGUGCGUACCCUCCGCACCAAAUCUGGGCUACUGGCCGAGUACCAGACGGAGGUCCGUCGUCUCCGUGACGACAUCGCUCUGCUAUCAGCCCGCAGGGAUGUACUUCUGCGCACGCCAGAGCUGUCCAGCUACGAACCCGUUCGCAGCAAACUGGAGGACAAGCUCAGGGUGUCGGACAAGCCCCAGGACAAACUGACCGUACUGCGGGCUGCGCGGGUCUCGGCUCAGAACGCCGAUUAUGACCGUAAGAUCGAUACGCUCAGAAAGGAGAUGGGCGAGCCAAAAGGGACAGAUGACUUGAGCUUGUACUACCGCUACAUCCCGGGCCCCACCUCCCCUUUGAGCAUCGACGACACGCUGCAGCGAAUCCGCCAGCAGAACUUGAUCGCCCGCUUCAACGACAUGUUUGCCCAGGACCGACUCUCCACCAUGGACACUCUCCGACGCUACUCCGAUGACCAUGAGAACAACCAGCGCAUCAUCUUCGCCUGCAUGCAGGAAGCCUUCAACACUGCCAAAGUGGAGUUCCGCAGCUUCAAGAUGAAGACGCGAGCCAACCUGGCAAAGACUCACUACGGGCCAGAUACCCUGGAGGAGGCUGUGCAGGACUACAUCAACCGCAACAUUGACCUCUACGACCUGCCGGGGAUGGUCUCGGAUGUGAUCCGUGGUCUGAACCGUAACCCAAAGAUCUUCCUGCCCCCCGACACGAGCUACGCCGUCUGCCAGCCAUUCAUCCGGGAGGCGGUCAAACUGGCAUGGCAAAUGAGUGCCCUGGCACACCCACUUGACAUCGCCGUGGCAACAGACGCUGAGCUUUUUGAUGACACCAAAUACCGCCGCAGCUACGACUCGGAGUACACCGCACCGCUGGUCAACCACCACAUCUGGCCGUGUCUGGUGCAAGGGGUUCGAGUCCUGGUCAAAGGCGAGGCCCUCACCAAGAGAGGAGCUUCCUUGGGUUCCCCACGACGAGCCCGUAGCCCCGCCCGCGCCGCCAGCCCCGUCAGAGCCCUGUCCCCGAUCGCCCGAUCCCUUAGCCCCAGUCGCUUCCGCAGCCGAUCCCCCAGCCCAGGACAGAGGGCCCGGUCCCCCGCACGCCGUGCACGCUUCACAUAGAGCACUGGGCCGAGUGUGUACCUUCUAGCAGAAGACUUUGAAGAAGCCACUGCUAGGUGUGGGGAAGAAUGGAUCCAGGUUGGAGGCUAGCCGCCGGUAGUCGAUCGUUACCUUGGAGUGUGUGAGGACCUCACUGUCUGGGAAAUAGAUUCUAGUUUGUGCACAAUGCGUUGUGAACGGAAACUUUAAAUGUAUCUUGGCAGCAAUUUAAUGCGAUAUUAAUACAACGAUUUCCCUGAGGUGAUUUUUGGCUUUUCUUUUCUGAUAACUAAUGUUGAUGGCGGUGCCACGGAUUGAGAAUAUUUCUCCUUCAAUAUUUCUCAACAGUUUUUUAAAAGGAGUGGUCAGUCAUUCCAAAUUUUUUUUCAAAUAAAAAUUCUUUUCACCCCCCUUUUCACGGCAAGAAGUGUACGUUGCAGCCACUUGAUAUGAUUAAGAAUCCAGUCUGAUAUCUCUUGCUACUCAAACGUUUUGUGCAUCGUUUUUUUGUUUUUUUUCGUCCUUAUACAAGAUGACUAGAUAGUUACAUCCUAUACUUCCGACUAUUUAUUUUCCUGGUACUUUCUAUUUAUAUUUAUUUACAGAUUAAUUAAGCAUUAUUUCAUUGGAUGUGUGUUUUGAUCCUGGUUUUCGUUGCGUUGUCUUCACUGCGUGUGAGAACGUGAGCUUUUUUGCUACUUGAUUUAGCGACAUACAGCUAUUGUUACUGCGUUGAGUUACGUAUGACUCAACUAGCCUCGACUUGUUGCUGAUGUACUGAGCCCCAGAUAAUGUGAUACUAGUGACCUUUGAACUCUUCUCUCCUCUCACCUGACCUCUGCCGGGUGAGCUGUGAUUCUGAGGGUUUUUUUGAAGGCGCUAGGAAUUUGAUUUUUAACUUGUAGUUACUUUGUACACAUUGUUUUUGUUCAGAAUUAUGUUAGAGAAUUUUCAGCACUGUAAUGAUAUAUUUAUGAUUUUUAUCAGACUUGCCAAACUUAAUUGCGAAAGUUUUGUAUUAUAUUAGUUUUUUGUUUCGUUUUUUUCAUUCCAAUGAUUGAAAACAUUUUUCUAUAAAUGUGCUAAUGUGACCCUUGGGAUGAAAAUCGAAAGCUUGUGUGCUUCGUAAGUCUGUAAAGAGCAGUGAAAAGACAUGAAUGUUGCAGCUCAGAUGGAACCUGCACAGGGGAUAGAAGAAGUAAGCUCAGAUCUCUCUACUGUUUGCCUUGUAGGUGCUCACUAUGAACAAUGAACGAGUUCAAGGAAGUGAACGCAACGCGUUCGAGAAAAGGAAAAUGACUAUGUUAUCGUUAGCGCCAGAAUCAGUCACAUGGACACUGAGAGCACCAUUAACCAUAGCUGUCGGUGUAGUAGAUAGUGUCGUGGGCCUUUCCACUCGGCUGGAUAUUUCCCCAUCUCAUCGAGCAUCCGUUCUCUUCUCAUCUUAGGUCAUUGUUUUAAACUUCUCUCUUGCAAUUGGCCCACUGUCCCAGCAUGGGCCCGCCUCUGGGCCACUGUGGGUCCGCAAUCAGCCCAUCAUCGGCCUGUCAUCAGCCCAUCGUGGGCCCACCAUCUGCCCGCACCAGGCCAAUAUGGGCCCGCCAUCAGCCCACCGUGGGCCCGCCAUCAGCCCACUUGAGACCAUGACCCAGCACCCUAUAUAUCUGCACCCGCUAUGUUUGACCUCAAACAGUACAUGAGCUAGAAAUUUUUUUUUCGGUAUGGGUAUGACAAUGGUUGUAAAUCUUUCCCCUUGUCGUAAAUAAAUGCACAGCUAUUUAUCUUACUCGGUUUUUGCAAAACUUGUACGAGGCAAGACCAGUUUACACUGGUCGUAAUGUACCUGUUGAUGAUGAUUUUUUCACACUGCUAUAAGAACACAAUCGGAAAAGGUUAUGUAGAUAUUCCACAGAGGUACUAUUUUUAUCGUGUGACAUUGCGACGCGUCGUGACUGAGUGCGAAAAAUUCCUGCAAAGGGGUUUGAUCAGCGUUACUAGAAUGAAAGUCAAGAUAGUGGGUGUAUUUUUAGGUGAAUUUGGUGUCCGCACUUUUCUUUAAAGAUUGUACCCCAUUUGAAAAUGUGGUCAUUUAUCUAUGUGCUGAAAACAGAAAUUUGAGCGUUGAUAUGAAAUUAUUCCAUAAAAGUUAGACACUAUGUUCAAAUCAGUCUUUAUGCGAAGACUUGACGAAGGUGUUUGAUAUUGUUGAAAAUGCUACCUUUCAUCCCGUUAGUUUUCUAAUAAGGGUUUUGGUGUUUUAAGAAAAAAAUCGUUUCUUUGAAAAGGUUUCUGCGCUUAC
Molecule: messenger RNA, 4053 nt
Organism: Aplysia californica (California sea hare)
Lineage: Eukaryota; Metazoa; Mollusca; Gastropoda; Aplysiida; Aplysiidae
Product: mitochondria-eating protein
Exons: 12
Coding region: 111-1775 (554 amino acids)
Biological process (GO): mitochondrial protein catabolic process; mitophagy by internal vacuole formation
Cellular component (GO): mitochondrial outer membrane
Source: RefSeq, a predicted model, not a curated record